UAUUGGAUAUUGUAUUGGUUUCCAUUCUCUAUAGCAGUUUCUUUUUAAGGAAAGAUUUAUCGUGUUCGGACGUGUGCUCCGUAAUCGACUUACAUCCACGUUUUCCUAUAAGAAUUUUUUGCAAAAGCUAUUACAAUGCCUCCUAAGUUCGAUCCGAAUGAAAUCAAGAAAGUAUAUUUGCGAUGCGUUGGUGGUGAAGUAGGAGCUACCUCGUCCCUUGCUCCAAAAAUUGGUCCUCUUGGUUUAUCGCCGAAAAAGGUCGGUGAUGAUAUCGCCAAGGCCACUAGUGACUGGAAGGGUCUGAAAAUCACAGUUCAACUGACUAUCCAGAACAGACAGGCUACAAUCUCAGUUGUACCAUCUGCAGCUUCUCUCAUCAUUAAGGCUCUUAAAGAACCACCGAGGGACCGCAAGAGACAGAAAAAUAUCAAGCACAGUGGUAAUCUAACUUUUGAUGACAUAGUCUCCAUUGCACGUGCUAUGAGGUCAAGGUCGAUGUCGCGUACACUUAGCGGCACUGUCAAAGAGAUCCUGGGUACAUGCCAAUCGGUUGGGUGUACCGUAGAAGGCAGGCCACCCCAUGACCUCAUAGAUGACAUUAAUGCAGGAGAACUAGAAGUUCCUGAGGAAUAAUGGCUGACUUUUGUAAGAUGCAGAAAAUAAAAAGUUUUGGAAAAUAACUGAA
Molecule: messenger RNA, 685 nt
Organism: Odontomachus brunneus
Lineage: Eukaryota; Metazoa; Arthropoda; Insecta; Hymenoptera; Formicidae
Gene: RpL12
Product: 60S ribosomal protein L12
Exons: 4
Coding region: 136-633 (165 amino acids)
Biological process (GO): translation
Cellular component (GO): cytosolic large ribosomal subunit; ribosome
Molecular function (GO): large ribosomal subunit rRNA binding; structural constituent of ribosome
Source: RefSeq, a predicted model, not a curated record